Messenger RNA from Hyaloscypha bicolor E, 2064 nucleotides. RefSeq names its product urea active transporter-like protein. The transcript has 5 exons. Bases 1 to 2064 code for a protein of 687 amino acids. Gene Ontology annotation, cellular component: plasma membrane. The record is from RefSeq and is a predicted model, not a curated record. NCBI's taxonomy places the organism in Eukaryota, Fungi, Ascomycota, Leotiomycetes, Helotiales, Hyaloscyphaceae. Gene Ontology annotation, biological process: spermidine transport; putrescine transport; urea transmembrane transport. Gene Ontology annotation, molecular function: urea transmembrane transporter activity; spermidine transmembrane transporter activity; putrescine transmembrane transporter activity.
AUGGCUAUCGCACCCCCUCUCAGUGUCGGCUGGGGCUAUGGAAUUGUCCUCGGUCUUGGAGCCGUGUUUGCGUUUGGUAUGAUCCUGGUCACAUGGAUCCUCAAGCGUUACAACCAUGAGCUGCAAACCUCGGAAAUGUUCAGCACGGCCGGAAGGACCGUGAAAUCUGGUCUCGUGGCAUCUGCUGUCGUCUCUUCUUGGACUUGGGCUGCUACCCUGCUUCAGAGCUCCGGUAUUGCAUAUCGAUAUGGUGUUUCUGGACCGUUCUGGUAUGCCAGUGGAGCUACCGUGCAAAUUCUGCUGUUUGCUACCAUUGCAAUUGAGUUGAAGAGAAGAGCUCCCAAUGCUCACACCUUCCUCGAAGUCAUCAAGGCCAGAUACGGAGUCGAGGCCCAUCUCGUCUUCACCGUCUUCGGCUUGAUGACCAACAUCCUCGUCACAGCCAUGCUGUUGACUGGAGGCUCCGCAGUGGUGUCUGCCCUCACUGGAAUGCCCACGCCAGCUGCUUGUUUCUUGCUCCCAUUGGGUGUCAUUAUGUACACCAUGUUCGGUGGCAUCAAGGCGACUUUCCUCACGGACUGGGUCCACACCUUCAUGCUAUUGAUCAUCAUCUUGAUCUUUGCUUUCACCACAUAUGCUACAAGCAGCACUCUCGGAUCCCCGGGGGCUGUCUUCGAUCUCCUGGUCAAGGCUGCACAUGACCACCCAGUUGACGGCAACCAAGGUGGAUCUUACCUUACCAUGAAGUCCACCCAAGGCGCAAUCUUCUUCGUUAUCAACAUUGUUGGUAACUUUGGAACUGUGUUCUUAGAUAACGGCUACUACAACAAGGCCAUUGCGGCCUCCCCAGUGCACGCACUCCCAGGCUACAUUAUGGGAGGUAUCUCCUGGUUCGCCAUCCCAUGGCUCUGCGCUACCACCAUGGGUCUCGCAGCUCUUGCCCUCGAAGGCAACCCAGCUUUCCCCACCUUCCCUCUCCGCAUGCCAGAGGCCGAUGUCUCUGCCGGUCUCGUCUUGCCAUACGCUGCAGUUGCACUCCUCGGAAGCGGUGGUGCCGUCUGCACGCUCUUGAUCGUUUUCAUGGCUGUCACAUCUGCCUCCUCUGCUGAGCUCAUCGCCGUUUCCUCUAUCUUCACCUAUGAUAUUUACCAGACCUACUUCAACCCAGGUGCCAGUGGCAAGAAGCUCAUUUAUAUGUCCCAUGCUAUGGUUAUUGGGUUUGGUUUGUUCAUGGCUUCAUUCUCCGUAGGAUUGUUCUAUGCUGGUAUCAGCAUGGGUUACCUCUACGUGAUGAUGGGUGUCAUAAUAUCAUCCGCCGUCAUCCCCGCCACAUUGACCAUCAUGUGGGCCGGCCACAACAAAUGGGCGGCGACCCUCACACCUCCUCUCGGCCUCGCCUGCGCCGUCAUCACCUGGCUCGUAACCGCCAAGAAGACCUGCGGCGCCCUCGAUGUCACUUGCACCGGCUCCAACAACCCCAUGUUAGCAGGAAACGUCAUGGCCCUCCUCUCCCCAUUGAUCUUCACCCCCAUUUUCACACUCAUCUUCGGCGUCGACAAGUACGACUGGGCCUCCAUGGCUGCGAUCCGCAAGGGCGACGACCACGACCUGGCCGCCGAAGCCGGCGAAGACCUCGAGGCCAUCCCCGGCGAGCGCGACACCCCCGCCGACGAAAUGGAAGUCGAGCAAACCAAGCUGCUCCGCGCAUCCAAGAUCGCCAAGGCUAUGACUGUCAUCCUGACUCUCGCCCUCCUCGUCCUCUGGCCCAUGCCAAUGUACGGUUCCGGCUACAUCUUCUCCAAGAAGUUCUUCACCGGAUGGGUGGUCGUGGGUAUCAUGUGGCUUAUUGGGUCACUUUGCUGUGUGGGAAUCUUCCCUGUCAUCGAGGGCCGCAAGGAUCUAGUGUACGUCCUAAAGGCGAUCUACCUUGACGUAACUGGCAAGAAGCAUCCAUCUAAAUAUCACGGUCCGGAGGCCACGUUUGUCGAGGGCAAGGAGACGGGGAGCGAUACUCCUCCUGCGGUGGCCGAGAAAGGGAUUCCUGAGGUUGGGGAGAAGUCUUGA